Molecule: messenger RNA, 325 nt
Organism: Sitodiplosis mosellana (orange wheat blossom midge)
Lineage: Eukaryota; Metazoa; Arthropoda; Insecta; Diptera; Cecidomyiidae
Exons: 1
Source: RefSeq, a predicted model, not a curated record
AUGAAAAAUAUCAUUGAUGACAGUCAGCACGGAUUUAUGAAAGGAAGAUCAACAAUAACAAAUUUAGCUGAGUUUACAUCAUGUGCAAUAUUGGGCAUGGAAAACCAUAUACAAACUGAUGCAAUAUACCUAGAUAUUGCAAAGGCCUUUGACUCGGUCAACGUCGAUUUACUUAUCCGCAAAUUGGCUAUUAUGGGACUAAAUGAACAAUUGCUCAAAUGGAUCAAGUCAUAUUUGCAUGGUCGCCAGCAGAUUGUGAAAUUUGAUAAUGAUAUGUCGAGCCCAAUUGACGUUACAUCGGGAACUGGACAAGGAUACCCGAUUG